This is a messenger RNA of Armigeres subalbatus, 471 nucleotides long. RefSeq lists its product as uncharacterized. Lineage: Eukaryota; Metazoa; Arthropoda; Insecta; Diptera; Culicidae. The transcript has 3 exons. The record is from RefSeq and is a predicted model, not a curated record. Bases 1 to 471 code for a protein of 156 amino acids.
AUGCGCGGAAAGCUUGUAUCUUUAAAAGUGGAUUCUGCGGUGCGCUACAGCCGACAUGUGCUAGGUGUAAACGCACAAUACGAACUGGAUGGACGCAUGGUGUGUCGUACUCUGGCAAUGCUCGAGGUUCACGAAAGCCAGACCGCCAAGUUUUUAAAGAAUAGAAUCCUUGACGUCCUGAAGAGGUAUCAUCUUCCGUUGGAGCAAAUAUUUUCCAUUACCACCGACAAUGGCGCGAACAUGCUGGCAGCUGCCAAAAAAUUGCAACAGGAGUUCGCAAUGCUGCAAUCACAGGUGGAACAUGGAACGACCGACGAUGAAGAUGAUACUGCAGAAGACAAUUUCAUCGAAGCCUUAAUGGCAGAGCUUACCGAACAGUUCAACAUUAUCCGUUGCGCUAUUCGCACUCUGGGACUUGCCCUGAAUGAUGUCAUUACAAUCCAAAAAGGUGAAAUACAAUCCUAUUUUUGA